This is a messenger RNA of Daucus carota subsp. sativus, 865 nucleotides long. Its product is annotated as probable calcium-binding protein CML13. The transcript has 2 exons. Bases 133 to 576 code for a protein of 147 amino acids. Gene Ontology annotation, molecular function: calcium ion binding. Gene Ontology annotation, cellular component: myosin II complex. NCBI's taxonomy places the organism in Eukaryota, Viridiplantae, Streptophyta, Magnoliopsida, Apiales, Apiaceae. The record is from RefSeq and is a predicted model, not a curated record.
AGAGUCUUCUGUUUCACUCUCAUAUUUCAGAAAGUGACUAUACAUAUCGAUACAGACACAAACCUAUAGACACGGAGGGAUACGCAGAGAUACUGGGAGAGAGCGAGAGAGAUUUAUCAGAGAGAUAGAGAGAUGGGGAAAGAUCUCAGCAACGAUCAAGUAUCAUCGAUGAAAGAAGCGUUCACGCUAUUCGACACCGACGGCGACGGCAAGAUCGCACCGUCGGAGCUCGGAAUCUUGAUGCGAUCUCUCGGCGGCAAUCCAACACAAGCUCAACUAAAGACGAUCAUCGCCGAAGAGAAACUCACCGCCGCUUUCGAUUUCAAUCGCUUCCUCGAGCUCAUGUCGAAGCAUCUGAAGCCUGAGCCGUUCGAUCGGCAGCUUCGAGACGCGUUUAAAGUGAUAGAUAAGGAUGGAACGGGAUUCGUUGCGGUUGCGGAUCUGAGGCAUAUACUUACGAGUAUUGGUGAGAAAUUGGAGCCUGCUGAGUUUGAUGAGUGGAUCCGUGAAGUUGAUGUUGGAUCUGAUGGUAAAAUUAAGUAUGAGGAUUUUAUUGCGAGGAUGGUGGCUAAGUGAUUCUGUGAACUGAAGUGGUGUUAUAUUUCUAGCUCAAGGAUGGACCAGUCUUUUUGCGGCAAAAGUCUUUUGUUCGCCUGUUUAGUGUGGUUGUGUUUUCAAUUGACAGCUUUCAGUUUCUGUCUGUCUUUUGUUCUAACAGUGUACAAUGUGUGCAUCCAACUUUAUUAAAAUUAACGUGUAUGUGAUGUUAUAGCAUUUCAGAACUAAUUUAGAAGGCUCCUGGUUUAUGAAGACAUUUUUGUGGAUUGUGGGUUUUGUGUGUGGAUAAUCUUAUUUCUUUUGCUGA